Pleuronectes platessa (European plaice) is the source of this 6100-nucleotide messenger RNA. Its product is annotated as aryl hydrocarbon receptor. Gene Ontology annotation, molecular function: transcription cis-regulatory region binding; nuclear receptor activity; protein dimerization activity. The transcript is spliced from 11 exons. Gene Ontology annotation, biological process: regulation of transcription by RNA polymerase II. The record is from RefSeq and is a predicted model, not a curated record. Lineage: Eukaryota; Metazoa; Chordata; Actinopteri; Pleuronectiformes; Pleuronectidae. Gene Ontology annotation, cellular component: aryl hydrocarbon receptor complex; nucleus. Bases 516 to 3419 code for a protein of 967 amino acids.
CUCGUGUGUUUGCGCUAAUUGCGGAGCUCCGCUAUAACAGAAGAUAAAAUGUAGAAUCUGAUGAACGUUUCUCUGACAGAUUUCCUACUUGUUUGGUUGCGUUAAAACUGCGCAGGGAGGAUGAGGAGCAUUUACGCGCAUUUUCCGCAUCUUCUUCUCUCUUGUUUCUCCUCAGGAUGAAAACACAACAUCUCUGGACUUGGAGCGAGUAGAUGUUGGAGCUGAUGGAAACACACGACUCUGUUUCUCUCCAUCUUUUCUGUUUCCAGUGGAUUUAAUCCUGAUGCGACACUUGUUCCAGAUUUUGAUUUAAUUCCGAAGUGAAUUGACGCUUAAAACCCAGGCAGAGCCGAAGAAGACCUGCUCCUCCUGCGCUGCCUUUAUUUAUUUGAUUUGACUCUACUGAAUAAUGUGUUUCCAGUGUUGAUCUGAAGGAUUACAGCUGAUUUUUUACAUGUAGACGAGGCUCAGUGUGUUUGAGGGGAUCCGUCAGAGGCUUAUAUAAGAGCAGCGUCAUGUAUGCAGGACGCAAGAGGAGAAAACCGGUCCAGAGAGCGGUGAAGCAGCCGCCGGCCGAAGGGGCCAAAUCCAACCCAUCCAAACGGCACAGAGACCGGCUGAAUGGCGAGCUGGAGCGGCUGGCCAGCCUGCUGCCUUUCCCUGAAGAGGUCACCGCCAGUCUGGACAAGCUCUCCAUCCUCCGCCUCAGCGUCAGCUACCUUCGCGCCAAGAACUUCUUCACUGUGGCCCUGACCAGUAGGAACGGAGCGACUCCAGCUGGUGUGAAUGAUGACGACAGUAAAACAGCAGCAGUGGUGGAGACAAAGAUCCCUGAAGGAGAACUGUUGCUGCAGGCUCUCAACGGCUUCAUCCUGGUCAUCACCGCCAGUGGAACCAUCUUCUACUCCUCUCACACCAUCCAGGACUACCUGGGCUUCCACCAGACGGACGUCAUGCACCAGAGUGUUUAUGAACUGGUCCACACAGAGGACCAGCAGGAGCUCAGGAGAAGCCUGCACUGGGCUUUGAAUCCUCCUGUUGCGUCUGCAGCUGCCAUCACCCAGGACUCCCCCCAAGAGAUGGAACCUGAAAGUUGCUCGUCUCUGGUCACCUACAAACCUGAACAGCUUCCCCCAGAAAACUCGUCCUUCCUCGAGAGGAGCUUUGUUUGUCGUUUCCGCUGCCUGCUGGACAACUCCUCCGGCUUUCUGGCGUUGAACAUCCAGGGCCGGCUCAAGUUUCUGCACGGACAGAACCAGCGACAAGAAAAUGGAGGGAAGGCCCCGCCGCAGCUCGCCCUCUUCGCCAUCGCCACUCCUCUGCAGCCUCCAUCCAUCCUGGAGAUCAGGACCAAGAACAUGAUUUUCAGAACCAAACACAAGCUGGACUUCACACCUCUGGCCUGUGACGCAAAGGGGAAGAUAGUACUGGGGUACACCGAGGCUGAACUGCGGGUUCGAGGAUCUGGGUAUCAGUUCAUCCACGCAGCAGAUAUGUUGUACUGCGCAGAAAACCAUGUCAGAAUGAUGAAGACAGGAGAAAGUGGUCUGACCGUGUUCCGGCUCCUCACCAAGGAGAAUAUCUGGAAAUGGGUCCAGGCUAACGCCAGACUGGUUUACAAGAACGGCAAACCGGACUACAUCAUCGCCACCCAGAGGCCUCUCUUGGAGGAGGAGGGAGGAGAACACUUGCGUAAGCGCUCCAUGCAUCUGCCCUUCACCUAUGCCACAGGGGAGGCCCUGCUCUACCAGUCCAACCAUCCCAUCGCAGGCUUUGGAGAAGGAGGCCACGAGAAAAAUGGAAGUAAAUCAAAGAAGAGCCGCACUGAACGGCUGAUUAGGGACGGUCUGGACCCUGGCUCCCUCCUGGGGGCGCUCAUGAGUCAGGAUGAGUCGGUUUAUGUUUGUCAGCCUGCCCUGGACCCCAAGAUGUCAUUCCACAGCACCUUCUUUGGAGAGCAAAUGGGCUUCUCUGACUCUGAACCCUCCAGCUUGCACCAGAGCUGGGACGAGCUGAGCAACGGUGUGGUGGGUCCAGGCAGCACCGAGCCGAACACGGGCUUCGACCCGCUGCUGGCUACUCUGGACUCGCUCUCCUUGGAAGGCCAGGGGGCAUUGGAUGCAGACGAGGGGGGUUGUUCUAACGGGGAGCUGUUUGGAGCUCUGGAGGGGUUGGGGCUUAGCGCUGAGGACCUGGAGCUGCUAUUGCUUGACGAGCGGAUGAUCAGAAUUGAGAUGGACCCUGAACGGGUGCCCACGCUGGACGACCUGCUGACGAACGACGAGAUCCUUUCAUAUAUCUACGACUCCAUAGAGGGAAGGACUGAUUCCGCAGCGCACGCGGGCCAGGGGCCUCCUAGUAUCGCCCCAGCCACAGUUACAACAUUGUCCCUUCCUCCUACCUCUGACACUAAUGUGCAAAUGCAGUUUCCUCAUCACAAGCCUCCCCUGGUAGGACAGGCUCCCAUCGUGCAGCUGUCGCAGCAGAUGCAGCAGCACCUCAACAUGCGAACAGGUAAAGUGACGCAUAACUGGGGCCAGCAGAGCGACCAUUUGACGAAUACGAUAGUUAAUGGAGAGCUGCCGGGGCAAAAUCAAUCAGUUUCUAAUGGUCAGUGGACGCCGCAAGGCAUUGUCACCAGUGUAGGGAUACAGCUGGGACACUUGAACACGCAACAGACUGUUUUCAAUGGUAAGGCCUCUGCGGUGGAUCAGCAGCUAACACAUCAACACUACCUUCAGCAGCAGCAGCAGCAGCAGCAGCCAAGGAUGCAGAACCAGCUCUCACAGCAGUGCCAUGCCAAACACAAGGCAUCCAAUCUCAAUGGACUGUGUGGCAUCUCCAGCACAGAGCACGCAGCUGGGAAGUCCCAGUGGCAAGACUACAGAUUCAGCCAGAGUCUGGGCAGCAACACCUGCCUCGACAACAGCCAAAAACCUCUGACAAGCACCUCAAUAGAUUCAUGCAUGGAUUAUAGCAUAGAUGACACUGAAAACGCAGAUUACACCAUGAGCGGAAGCGGUUUGUACGGGAGGAGCGGGCUGCAGCAGGGGGCUGAGCCCAUGGUCUCAUCUUUCCAGGGGAUGAACCACAAACAACAGCAGGAGCAGAUCUCGGUUCCUUUGGCUCAGGUCAUCUCCGGCCUGUCGCAGUGCCCUCCCCCCAACGCCUCCCUGGAGCAGAUCCUGGGUGUGGCUAAACCCUGCCGGCAGCUAGACCAUUAUGGCAUGGUGACAUCGGAGAGGCCUCAUGAUCCCAAUCAUAGCAAGAUGGAGAACGGCUGCAUCCUGAGCAGCACUUACCCAGGAGGCUGUGCUCUGCCCAACGGAAACGGACCAGCGCCCCCUACUGUCCAGAGGCCCGGUCCUGAGACUCUGUCAAGCCUCCCCGACCCUCCAGCCACCGGCUUCUACCUCUGACCGUCUGACCAGUGACAGCUAACAGACACUGAUACUGGCCAGAGACACACAAUGACUGGAGCAGCCUUAUAGAAAUCAUAACAAACAAAGCUGAACGAACGUUGGCCUAUGUGUAUUUCUUUUCUUUUUCUUUUUUUAAUAUGGAUUUUAUUUCUUUUGGGGGGGAGGAGGGGAUCAUCGCGUUGUAUUUCAAGACAUAUUAUCAUAUGAGUCCUUUGUUUACAAUAAUGCAGUCAAGAGAGCUGAGCGGAGUUUGUUUUAACACAGCGACAAAAAUAUGAGUUCCUGUGAAGCUGAGUUUCAUGAGUUUGGAUACAAAGCAAAGCACAGCUUAGAUUUCCGAGGCAGCUAAACAUUAAGAUACUGCUGAGACUUCUAAAAUCAAUUAUUCUCUAUAUUAAAAAAAACGCAGGAUUUGGGAUUAAAGUUUGAUGAAUGAACAGUUUGUCCUAAAACAUCUGGAUUACCUUUGUUUUAUUGGUGGGUCAUCCUGAAGUUCACCGCAGAUAAACAACAGGAAAUGUAUGUAUUUAUCAGUUUGGUCAUUUUCUAAGAAAAUUACAAAACAUUUCCUUAUUCCAACCUUUCAAAUGUCAGGAUAUGUAUAUAUAUAUAUCUGUAUCUAUCAAAUUAUCCAGAUUCAAUCAUGAUCUGGUGUUAGAGUUAGGAAAAAUGUGCUUGUCUUUGUAUCCGAACACUGUACGACACGUCACAUCUGUCGGUGCAGCUCUUACGUGACUCUUGCUUUUUGUCAGUGAAGGUCGACGGGAGACGUCAGCUCCCCUCAUAGUUCUUCGUCACGCAACAAGAAUGUAAUCUUUCCGUGUUCAGUGAUUUCUUUGUUGAACAGUUUUACUCGUCAACAAUGAGAUUAUUUUUCGUAUGUUUGGAGGGAAAACAUUCUAGAAUAUUGAAAUUAUGGCUAGAAAUAUCCUGCACUUUAUUUCAAGCACCCACUUAAUGCAGAUCUGUAGUAAGGGACCCUGGUGAACAACAGACCCUGUUUUAAUUUGGUUGUUGUUGUUGUUUAUCUUUGAAGCAAGAUGGACAUGUUUGUAUUUUUUAUACCUACUUUGAGGUACAUUUCAGGUGACGCAUUAAUGUCCUCACAAGCACAAACACUCCUGUACGAUUUAUUAGUGUCAUCAUUUUCAUCUUUCCCAAAUUGAAUUUUUUUUAUGGGUUGUUGAUAAUGUUUAAAAAGUCUUGGACCUCUUGGAUGAGUUUUCUUUUCUUUUUUAAUUUCUCUCUUAUUUUGUUUAAAGUUUAACGGACUUGAUUAGGAGAUCUCACUUAGUUGAAUUUACUGUAUUUAUUUAUGUCCUACAGCAAGCAUUCUGGAUUGUUUUGAAGUUAAUGUGUGAAACAGGUUCUUGAACAAAAGCAGUGAUGUAAAAAAAGAAAUAGAAAAUGUCCUCUGUCGUUCUCCUGCGAAGCAGCUUCUUGCUCUUCUGAGGAAACCAGUAAAAUAUUUUUUUUCUUUUUUUUUUUACAGUUAAUCCAAACCCACGUCCAUCACAGUAUAAAUUAACCCGAGGUUUUAAGGAAAAGUCUGAUGUUUUAGGAAAAUAAAUCUUUUUUGCUUUGUCGCUCAGAGGGAGAGAAUACCAGAGAUGUUAAAUAAAGUUGGACAACUUCACUUCCUCCCACCAUCAAGAAAUGAAGCCACAGUAUCCCAUGCGCAUGUCACCAUCUUGUUCCUAAUUACAUCAUUCUGAGUUAGUUUGCGCACAACCAAUCGUGAGUCAACUAGUUUGUUUGGGUCGGUUGCAGGGUCUGUCUUUCGGGCGCUUUCUUCUUAGCAUUGACUUCGUUUUUGAUCUCAUUGAGUCAACAGGAUGGCAGCGUUGGUAUUUUGGCUUAAUUUCUGGAUAGUGGGAGGCAUCGUUCAAUUUUAUUUACAAUCUUAUACUCAAACAAACAAAAUUAUAUUCCUCCCUCAUCGGAUAUAUUGACUGAGUUUUAAAAAAAACAUUUCUUCUCCAAGAUGUCAGACGUUUCCUCUGGGGCGGCAGAAAACUUUGUUUACAUCAUCAGGUGGCUAACUUCAGGGUCUUCACAGGAUCUUGGGGCAGGUACAGAAUAGUAAACACUGAAAAAAACCAAAUGUGAGUAUUAAAAAGAGAUCUCAUUUAGGAAGGAUUUAGUUCUGAAUGUUUCUUGUACAUAGUGAAUUACUGGAAAAUGAUGCAGAGUCAAGGUAUUUCAUCAAGAAAAGAUGCUGAAAAGAGAUUUCCAUUUAAUUGUUCAAAUAAUGUAAUACUCUCGGUAUUAAUAUUAUUGCUGUAUGUUUUAGGUUGAAAUGUGAUACACACGUCGUACAAAAUGUUUUUCUUUCCCUUUCUUUUUAUUUUCUACAGCAGAAAUGUUUGCUAUAUUUAAUAUGAUUGAUGUGACUUAUUAACAGUGUGAAAAAAAAGAUGUGUAUAUAAAGCAAACCAGCUUUGACAAAUACAGGUAUGUAAAUAGUUUUACGUCGAGUCACUCGUUUCAGCACUAUUUUUAAAACACUCUUAUCAAACUCCUUUUGUUGAUUCUUUUUUCUUUUUCUUUUAAAAAAAGUUGUAAAUAGUUUCCUCAUCACAGAACACUGGACUCUAUGACAGCCUGCAAAUGGUGCCAUACUACUGAGACUUGUUGAAUAGGCUAUAAUGUUGGAGAGUUUAACUUUGUCUUUCUUC